UAACCUGUAAGCGUGGCACGCACCAACAAAAGAUACUUCAUAUAUACGCUACCGAACACAAAGGAACUUCCCUUUCAGUUUUAUACCGACUCUUUUCUCUCACACUUUCAUCUCAACCCACACAAGAGUUAAAUAAGCAGAUAUGAAUCCAGGAGGUUAUACAGCAGAAGUUAUAGGUCUUUCCCCUGCUGCUACUGAGAAGGAUGUUCAGGAGUUUUUUGGUUUCUGUGGGGCAAUUGAACAUGUUGAGAUUGUCAGAGCUGGAGAACAUGCAAGUACAGCCUAUGUGACGUUUAGAAAUCCUCAUGCAUUGGAAACGGCUUGCUUACUGAGUGGAGCUACCAUUUUGGAUCAACGUGUAUGCAUAACCAGCUGGGGUCACUAUCAAGAUGAAUUUGAUUAUUGGAAUCAUUCAUCAUGGAAACCUCAAGAAGAAAGUCAUUCAAGUCAGGACUCCCAAGGACACUAUUUUGUUUCUUCGGCUGGGGAGGCUGCAACAUUGACUCAAGAUGUGGUUAAAAUCAUGCUAUCUCAAGGGUAUGUUCUUGGAAAAGGUGCAUUGGGAAAAGCCAAAGCUUUUGACGAAUCUCAUGGGCUGUCAGCAACUGCAGUCUCCAAGGUUGCUGAUUUAAGUGAGAGAUUUGGCCUCACCGAUAAGUUCUGUGCUGGUGUUGAAGUGGCCAGGUCCGUGGAUCAGAGGUAUCACAUAACGGAUACCACCAGAUCAGCUGUGUCAGCUACAGGUAGGACUGCCAUCUCUGCUGCAACUGCUGUUGUCAACAGUGACUACUUUUCCAAGGGAGCUCUUUGGAUGUCUGGUGCACUAAGUAAAGCGGCUCAAGCUGCAGCUGAUUUGGGUAGCCGAGGCAUUAACAAAUAAGUAGGUUCGAGCAAUUGCCAUGCAGCCUGGCGUCCUUUAUAUAUGAGAAUGGUACUAGUUGAUGUAGUUUCCUAGUGUAUAUACGUUUACAACUUUUUAUUGGCAUGGUACUAGUCCUAUGGGUUGUGUUGUCUAAAGUCGUUAAUUAAAUGGAUUGGCGAAAUGGUGUUUGAUUCAUCUGGAAUCGGACUAGUGUUUCCUUUACACUGUUUGGAUAUCAGGUCGAUGUUGUAAACAACAGAUAGUACGAGAUUACGCGUUGAGUAGAAAUUUCCUUUUCAGUCAA
Molecule: messenger RNA, 1166 nt
Organism: Solanum dulcamara
Lineage: Eukaryota; Viridiplantae; Streptophyta; Magnoliopsida; Solanales; Solanaceae
Product: binding partner of ACD11 1
Exons: 5
Coding region: 143-880 (245 amino acids)
Molecular function (GO): RNA binding
Source: RefSeq, a predicted model, not a curated record